CGCAAAUAUUCCAGUGAAUACGGUAAAUCAUCGAACACGAAAACAGCUCUGCGAUCUACAAAUCGAGUCUCUCCGUCAUCGUUUUGCUGUCGCUACGUGAGGAAGUAGGCCGUUUGUUUUAUUUUGCUGAGCUCUUUUUCAGAGAAAAUGUCUACUGCGCUGGAAAGUUACAUUAACCGCACUGUGGCAAUUGUUACGUCGGAUGGAAGAAUGAUUGUGGGAACACUGAAAGGAUUUGACCAGACAAUCAACCUGAUUCUUGAUGAGAGCCACGAGAGGGUGUUCAGCUCCACGCAAGGGGUGGAACAGGUGGUUCUAGGCCUCUAUAUUGUCCGGGGAGACAACGUAGCUGUGAUUGGAGAAAUUGAUGACGAGACCGACUCUGCCUUGGAUCUAGGGAACAUCCGCGCCGAACCGUUGAACUCUGUUGUUCACUGACAGCCGGCGGUGAACCACGCAGCUUUUCUCUGUUUUGAUUUAGGGAUGCUUGUACAAAUAUUCUGCUGUAAAGACACUUACCUUCAUAAAUUUCUUUUGUAGGACAUAACGGCAUUACUUCUGAGUUUUUUUAAGGAACAGUGCAAACUUAAAUUUAAAACACCUUCAAAAUGUCUAAGACUGUGGAUUUAUUAAAGAAUGCUUGACUCUUUUAGGAGGGUGAAAUGCCCAAAAAAGCAAACAUAUUAAUAGCGUUUUUACCUUUUAUCAAGCUCAAAUACGUUUCUAAAUUUAUUUGCUGUAAUAUGACAUGGAUUUAAUAGGUAUUUAUGUGAAGGGUGUAACUGUGUGAAGUUCUUGUAGCUUUGUGUUUUUUUUAAUAAAG
Scleropages formosus (Asian bonytongue) is the source of this 823-nucleotide messenger RNA. It is a transcript of the gene lsm8, whose product is annotated as LSM8 homolog, U6 small nuclear RNA associated. Bases 148 to 438 code for a protein of 96 amino acids. Lineage: Eukaryota; Metazoa; Chordata; Actinopteri; Osteoglossiformes; Osteoglossidae. Gene Ontology annotation, biological process: mRNA splicing, via spliceosome. The transcript has 4 exons. Gene Ontology annotation, molecular function: mRNA binding. Gene Ontology annotation, cellular component: U6 snRNP; precatalytic spliceosome; U4/U6 x U5 tri-snRNP complex. The record is from RefSeq and is a predicted model, not a curated record.